AUGAUUAACUAUCAACUGUUGGAGCAGACUCUAGACGAUGGUUGGAAUUCACGAAGAAAAAGCAUUACAUUUUUCUUGGGAGGGAAGAGUUUAGUAAAAAGUCAGCACUUGGAGCAGCACUUCAGUCAGUUCACGCGUCUGGGUGUCCCAGGCCCACAACCAAGCCUGGUCUUGGGGAAUCUGAGGGAGUUGCGCACUAAGGGCCAGUUUCAAGCAGUGCAAGAAUGGACGGCAAAGUAUGGCCGCAUUUUUGGAUUCUUCGAGGGUUACACGCCUGUCAUGGUCGUCGGUGAUCCGGAAGUCCUGCGUAAUGUGCUUGUGAAGGACUCUGCUAACUUUAUGAAAAGGAAGCCAUUCCCACUGGCUCCACGAAAGAGCCUUGGUCUGUUUCUAGAAAACGGGCAUCAGUGGAAGCGAAGCAGAUCUCUGUUGACUCCAGCCUUCAGCACCGGCAAGCUAAAAAAAAUGACACCCAUUAUGUCGGAAGCAGCGAACAUUUUAGUUGAGCGUUUAACGGAAAAGGCCAAAGAAAACAGCCACUUGGAUAUAUACAGCGUGUUUCAGUCACUUACCUUAGAUGUUAUUGGUCGCUGUGCAUUUGGGCUAACCACUAAAGCCCAAGUUGAUGAAACCGACAUGUUUCUUGUGAAAAUCAGGUGUCUUUUUCACACGAUGUCGACCACCAUCAUCGAGCCAAUCGUCAUGGCCGUGCCGUUUGUAUCUCACUUCAUCUUCGCACUCAAGAACAUUGUGUUCCUGUUUGGCAUGAAUCCGGUAGUUUGGCUGAGAAACAGCAUGAGGGAAGUCAUUCGCCAUCGACAGGCACUUGGGCCCAACACCAAUAUCAUAGACCUUGUUCAACUGAUGCUGUUUCCAUCGAGACCUCAACACGACGUGUGCGCUGAACUGCACUCGGCUCUGACAGAGCGCGAGAUAGUUGCCCAGAGCAUGACCUUUCUGUUAGCGGGUUACGAGACAACCAGUGCCGUCUUGGCUUACAUUUGUCAUGAGCUCGCUAAACAUCCAGAAAUUCAAGAACGUCUGCACCGGGAGAUAGUGGAACACAUUGGGACGAAAGAUGUUAAUUAUGACACAAUUCAGGAUCUACAUUAUUUUGAUGCAGUCUUUGAUGAAAUCUGCCGCUUGUACCCUACAGCAUCUUUCAUUGUCACCCGUCAGGCAGAGGAGGACAGACAAUAUGGCAAUGUGAGAAUCCCAGCUGGCAUGAAUGUGCUAGCUAAUGUAUGGGCACUCCAUAGAGAUGAGAUGUAUUGGUUUGAGCCAGAUAUCUUCAAUCCAGACAGAUUCAUGGAUGAACCUCAUUGUAAAAAAGCUGCCUGUACUUUCAUUCCAUUUGGCGCUGGGCCGAGACACUGUAUCGGCAUGAGAUUCGCAACUAUUGAAACUAAAAUCACAAUUAUCAAAGUCAUACAGAAUUUUACCAUCGAAAUGUCUGAUGCCUCAAACGUAAGUUUCAAAGGUUCAGUUGUGCCUUUACCAUCAUCACCGUAUGUCACGUGUCUCUGGUUGCUGUUGACUGUCUUUCAGUUUCCUUCCUCUCUUAAAAGCAGUGGAUUUGAUGUUUUGUCUGUAUGA
Messenger RNA from Candidula unifasciata, 1596 nucleotides. Lineage: Eukaryota; Metazoa; Mollusca; Gastropoda; Stylommatophora; Geomitridae. The record is from the annotation of a GenBank genome assembly.